Molecule: messenger RNA, 7762 nt
Organism: Tachysurus fulvidraco (yellow catfish)
Lineage: Eukaryota; Metazoa; Chordata; Actinopteri; Siluriformes; Bagridae
Gene: elnb
Product: elastin b
Exons: 55
Coding region: 62-7189 (2375 amino acids)
Molecular function (GO): extracellular matrix structural constituent
Source: RefSeq, a predicted model, not a curated record
AAGCACUUGAAGGGGAAUAAAACCCCUAGGUUGCUAAAGGAAAAGGGUAUUACAGAGCAGGAUGGCGAGGGGCAAAGCUCUGCUGCUCUUCCAUGGAUUUGUCCUGCUGGCUCUGUGUAGACCCUCACUUCAAGGAGGAGUCUACAUACCAGCUGCAGGAGGAGGAGGAGCUGGGCCUGGAGUAGGGGCUGGCAUCGGACCUGGUGCUGGAGCUGGUCCAGUAGGGGGCGUUGGAGCUGGACUUGGUACUGGAAUUAGUUCUGGUGUAGGAGUAGGCCCAGGAAUCGGUCCUGGAGGUUUAGGGACCGGAGUCCUUCCAGGGAGUGGUCUUGGUGCUGGUCCUGGAGGUGCACUGGGAACUGGACCAGGAAUUGGCACCAGUCCUGGAGCAGGAGUACCAGGGAGGUUUUUUGGUUACAAGCCAGGGAAGACAGCUGGUCCUGGUACAGCAGGGACUGCAUUUGGUACCGGUACUGGUGGGCCAGGACUUGGAACUGGCGCAUUUGUUCCUGGUACUGGUACAGGAGGAAUAGGACCAGGUGGUUAUGGCACAGGCCCUGGCGCAGGUGGACCAGUCACUGGGGGUAUUGGAACUGGUGGAAUAGGUGUUGGUGGCUUGGGAACUGGAGGACUUGGUCCUGGAGCUGCUGUCAAGCCUCCAAAAACAGGAUAUGGUGCUCAGGGACUUGGAACUGGUGCUUUUGGAGGAGGCUUAGGUGGACUUGGCCCCAGCCAGAGUGUUGGGGGUUUUGGACCUGGAGGAGUUGGACCAGGAGGAGUUGGUCCAAGUGGGACUGGUCUUGGAAGAUAUGGUCCUGGAGGAGUUGGACAAGGAGGAAUUGUUCCAGGAGGAGUUGGUCCAGGAGGAGUUGGUCCAGGUGGGACUGGUCUAGGAGGAUAUGGUCCUGGAGGAGUUGGACAAGGAGGAAUUGUUCCAGGAGGAGUUGGACCAGGAGGAGUUGGUCCAAGUGGGGCUGGUCUAGGAGGAUAUGGUCCUGGAGGAGUCAGACCGGGAGGUGUUGGCUCAGGUGGAAUUGGUUCAGGAAUUGGACCAGGAGGCACCAGACCAGGAGGAGCUGGCUCAGGUGGAAUUGGUCUUUAUCCUGGACAGAAACCACCAAAAACUGGUCUUGGUGGAUCUGGAUAUGUUCCAGGUGGUGUAGGAGUCAGACCUGGUGGUUCUGCAAUUGGAUUUGGAGGUGGUCCAGGUGGUGCAGGUUCCGGCCCUGGUGGAGCUGGAUUUGGCCCUGGUGGAGCUGGAGUUGGCCCAGGUGGAGCUGGAUUUGGCCCUGGUGGAGCUGGAUUUGGCCCUGGUGGAGCUGGAGUUGGCCCAGGUGGAGCUGGAUUUGGCCCUGGUGGAGCUGGAUUUGGCCCUGGUGGUGCUGGAGUUGGCCCAGGUGGUGCUGGAGUUGGCCCAGGUGGAACUGGAGUUGUUCCUGGCGGAACUGGAGUUGGCCCUGGUGGAGCUGGAUUUGGCCCUGGUGGAACUGGGGUUGGACCAGGUGGUGCUGGAGUUGGCCCAGGUGGUGCUGGAGUUGGCCCAGGUGGAACUGGAGUCGUUCCUGGCGGAAGUGGAGUUGGCCCUGGUGGAGCUGGAUUUGGCCCUGGUGGAACUGGAGUCGUUCCUGGCGGAAGUGGAGUUGGACCAGGUGGAGCUGGAUUUGGCCCUGGUGGAACUGGAGUUGGCCCAGGUGGAGCUGGAGUUGGACCUGGUGGAGCUGGAUUUGGCCCAGGUGGAGCUGGAGUUGGACCAGGUGGAGCUGGAUUUGGCCCUGGAGGAGCACCUACUUUGCCACAAUCUGGAUUACCAAGUACAGGAACAGGUUCUGGACGCAAAUUUGGCAAGCCAGGGAAGGCACCGGUACCAGGUAUUAAUAUUCCUGGGUUGUACCAAGGUGGUAUUGUUCCUGGACAAGGUUUUGGUGGUCAAGGUGUCCUGCCAGGCGUAGCUACAGGAUCUCAGACUGCUCAGCUUGGUCAAGGUGGACUUGGAGCCAAUGGUGGACGUGGGAGCUUUGCUGGACAACAGUUACCAGGAGUGUUUCGUGGAUACCCUCUCAUUACACCAAAGUCUGGAGGACCUGGCUCAGCUAAGUCUCAAGCUAAAGCUGCUAAAUAUGCAGCUGGACUUGGUGUAGGAGCUGGAGUAGGUGGUGUACCAGGUGCUGUUCCUGGAGCAGGUGGUGUACCUGGUGCUGUACCAGGUGCUGUUCCUGGAGCAGGUGGUGUACCUGGUGCUGUUCCUGGAGCAGGUGGUGUACCAGGUGUUGUGCCUGGAGCAGGUGUUUUACCUGGUGCUGUACCUGGUGCUGUCCCUGGAGCAGGUGAUGUACCUGGUGUUGUGCCUGGAGCAGGUGGUGUUCCUGGUUUUGGUGCUGUUACUGGAGCAGGUGGUGUGCCUGGUGUUGUGCCUGGAGCAGGUGGUGUACCUGGAUUUGGUGCCGCACCUGGAGCAGGUGGUGUGCCUGGUUUUGGUGCUGGUCCUGGAGGCUUGUAUCCCAGUGGUGCUGGUACCUAUCCGGGAGGAGCAGGAGCCAAAGCACGGAAGUAUGGGAUUGGCGUUGGUGGGCUACCUGGACUUCCUGGGUCUGGUCUUGGACCUGGUGGACUUCCUGGGUCAGGAAUUGGAGCUGGUGGACUUCCUGGCUCUGGUCUUGGAGCUGGUGGACUUCCUGGCUCUGGUUAUGGAGCUGGUGGUCUUCCAGGCUCUGGUCUUGGAACUGGUGUGCUCCCUGGCUCUGGUCUUGGACCUGGUGGGCUUCCUUUAUCUGGUCUUGGACCUGGUGGGCUUCCUGGAUCUGGAAUUGGAACUGGUGUUGGACUUGGCCCUGGAGGUUAUGCUGGAGCCAAAGCAAGAAAAUAUGCUCAGCUUGGAGGCCCUGGUGGCGCUUUAGGUGCUGGAGGAUUGCCAGCAGGCUCUGGUCUUGGAGUUGGUGGGCUUCCAGGCUCUGGACUUGGAUCUGGUGUGCUCCCUGGCUCUGGUCUUGGACCUGGUGGACUUCCUGGGUCUGGAAUUGGAGCUGGUGGACUUCCUGGGUCUGGAAUUGGAGCUGGUGGACUUCCUGGGUCUGGAAUUGGAGCUGGUGGAUUUCCCGGGUCUGGAAUUAGAGCUGGUGGACUUCCUGGGUCUGGACUUGGAGCUGGUGGACUUCCUGGCUCUGGUCUUGGAGCUGGUGGACUUCCUGGGUCUGGUCUUGGAGCUGGUGGACUUCCUGGCUCUGGAAUUGGACCUGGAGGAUAUGCUGGAGCCAAAGCAAGAAAAUAUGCUCAGCUUGGAGGUCCUGGUGGGGCUUUAGGUGCUGGAGGGUUGCCAGGAGGACUUGGAACUGGUGGGGUCCCUGGCAUUGGACUGGGAGCUGGUGGACUUCCUGGCUCUGGACUUGGAGCUAGUAGACUUCCUGGGUCAGGAAUUGGAGCUGGUGGACUUCCUGGGUCAGGAAUUGGAGCUGGUGGACUUCCUGGGUCUGGACGUGGAGCUGGUGGACUUCCUGGGUCUGGAUUUGGAGCUGGUGGACUUCCUGGGUCUGGACUUGGAGCUGGUGGAUUACCUGGGUCAGGACUUGGAGCUGGUGGAUUACCUGGGUCAGGACUUGGAACUGGUGGAUUACCUGGGUCUGGAAUUGGACCUGGAGGAUAUGCGGGAGCCAAAGCAAGAAAAUAUGCUCAGCUUGGAGGUCCUGGUGGGGCUUUAGGUGCUGGAGGGUUGCCAGGAGGACUUGGGACUGGUGGACUUCCUGGCUCUGGACUUGGAACUAGUGGUCUUCCUGGCUCUGGUCUUGGAGCUGGUGGACUUCCUGGCUCUGGUUAUGGAGCUGGUGGACUUCCUGGGUCAGGAAUUGGAGCUGGUGGGCUUCCUGGGUCUGGAAUUGGAGCUGGUGGACUUCCUGGGUCAGGACUUGGAGCUGGUGGGCUUCCUGGGUCUGGACAUGGAGCUGGUGGGCUUCCUGGGUCUGGACUUGGAGCUGGUGGGCUUCCUGGGUCUGGAAUUGGAGCUGGUGGACUUCCUGGGUCAGGACUUGGAGCUGGUGGGCUUCCUGGGUCUGGACUUGGAGGAUAUGUUGCAGCCAAAGCAAGAAAAUAUGCUCAGCUUGCAGGUCCUGGUGGGGCUUUAGGUGCUGGAGGAUUGCCUGGAGGACUUGGAACUGGUGGGGUCCCUGGAAUUGGACUGGGAGCUGGUGGAAUUCCUGGCUCUGGCCUUGGAACUGGAUCACUUCCUGGGUCUGGAAUUGGAGCUGGUGGACUUCCUGGUUCAGGGAUUGGAGCUGGAGGACUUCCUGGCUCAGGUCUUGGAGCUGAUGGAUAUGCUGCAGCCAAAGCAAGAAAAUAUGCUCAGCUUGGAGGUCCUGGAGGAGCUUUAGGUGCUGGAGGAUUGCCAGGAGGACUACCAGGGGGACUUGGUGCAGGUGUUGGAGGGCUGCCUGGUGGAGGGCUUGGACCUGCUAUUGGAACUGGGGUAGGAGGUGCUGGUGGUGCCCAAGGAGGACCUGGCUCAGGAGUUGUACCAGGAGGGACAGGAAUUGGACAAAGACCAGGAGGGACAACUGGUGGCGGACCAGGUAGUGUGCCAGGUGGUGGUUUUGGACCUGGAGGAGUAUCUGGUCUUGGACCUGGGGGGUAUGCUGGAGCCAAAGCUCGCAAAUAUGGAUUCCCAAGUGGAACAGGUGGGACUGCUGGAGCAGGAUUGCCUGGAGGAUUAGGAGGGGUACUUGGUGGUGGAUUAGGACCAGGAGUACCAGCUGGUGGUUUUGGUACUGGAGUGGCACCAGGAGGUGGAGUAGGAACUGGCAGUGUACCAGCUGGAGUACCUGGUGGAGUACCUGGAGGAUAUGGUCCUGGUGGGGUACCUGGGGGAUAUGGUCCUGGUGGAGUUCCUGGGGGAUAUGGUCCUGGUGGAGUACCUGGAGGAUAUGGUCCUGGUGCAGUGCCUGGGGGAUAUGGUCCUGGUGGAGUACCUGGAGGAUAUGGUCCUGGUGCAGUGCCUGGGGGAUAUGGUCCUGGUGGAGUACCUGGAGGAUAUGGUCCUGGUGCAGUACCUGGGGGAUAUGGUUCAGCAUAUCCAAGUGGAUCAAAGGCACUUAAAUAUGGUCAGGCUGGACGUGUUACUCCAUCUGGGGUAGGUGGGCCUGCUCAAGGAUAUGGAACUGGAACAGGAUCUGUUGGUGGAUAUGGCCAGGGCACUGGAUUGAGUCCUGGGGCUGGAUAUGGACUUGGAGCAGGCAGCAUACCAGGAGGAACAGGAUUCAGAGGAGGUCCUACAGGAUAUGGACCAGGUUCAAAAGCUGCUAAAUAUGGGCAAUUAGGAGCAGGAGGAGUACUUGGCACAGGAACAGGAGGAGUAGCAAGCACUGGACAGGCUGGAUAUGGAUCAGGGGGAAAGCCACCAAAAUAUGGUCAGCCUGCUGUUGGAACUGGAACUGUUUUAGGUGGAGCAGGGUCAGUGCCUGGUGUUGUUGGGGCUGGAACCACAACCACAGGAAUAGGGACUGCAACUGGUGCAGGCACUGCUGUUGGGGCAGGAGGGGUACCAGUCACUGGAAGCAAGGCAGACAAAUAUGGAGUUCCGGACAUCAUAGGAGGAGCAACAGGAGGAUCAAGAGUUCCAGGCAGUAUACCAACAGCAUCCACGGCUCAGAGGAACAAAACAGAUGUUGAUGGAGCUAUUAAGCCUGAUAAUGACUCUACAGAAGGACAAAGUUCUACUAAGGCCCCUAGGUUGGGGGAAACAGGAGUCAUAGAGGGAUCUGGAAGUUCUAUUGGUGGUGUUCCAGGUGAAGGAGUUAGCGGUGGUCCUACCGAUGGGGACGGACUUGAUGGAGUUACUGGGACAGGAAUACCCAUCUUAGCUGGUGGUAGACCAGGCGGAGUAGGUGAUGAUCUUCCAGGAGCCAAACCUCUAAAACCUCCAGGUGGUGUCAUUCCUGGACGUGGUGAUACUCCAGGUAGAAUUGAAGAACCGAGCGGAACUGACAUUGUACUGGGCAGAGUUGAAGGUGGACCAGGUGGAGUCGGAGGAGGUCCAGGUGGAGUCGGAGGAGGACCGGGUAGAGACGGAAGAGGACCAGGUGGUGUUGGAGGAGGACCAGGUGGAGACGUAGGAGGACCAGGUGGAGUCAGUGGAGGUCCAGGUGGAGUCAGAGGAGGACCAGAUGGAGUGGGAGAAGGUCCAAUUGGUGUCCAAGGGGGUACAGGUGGAGUCGGUGGAGGACCUGGUGGAGUUGGAGGAGGACCAGGUGGACUUGGAGCAGGAACAGGCGUACAGGACACAGGAAGACCAGGCGGAGUUAGUACCAGUCCUGUAGGUGGAACAAUUAAACCCCCCAAAGGAUACGCUAGUACUUUUGGAGGACUCCUUGGUGGUAUUGGAGGCCCAGGUGGAGUGACGACGGGAACUGGCUUUUUACCUGGAAGUAGCAGUCAACUGCCAGGAGGCACAGGAACAGGACCUGGAGGUCAAAGGUUCCCAAGUGGAGCUGCUGUGGGAAGCAAAGGUCCUGGAUAUGGCCCUGGAAAGGCAGCUAAAAGCUACUGGGGAACUGGAGCACUGGGUGGUGUGGGAGCCUCAGGAGCACUUGGAGGAGUUCCUGGAGGGGUUGGCACUGGUUUAGGGGGUGUUGGUGGAGGUCAAGGGAGCAUUGGUGGAGGACCUGGUGCAGCUGGUGUUGGUCUGGGUGGUCAAGGAGGAGGUUUUGGCUACCCAGGCAGAGCAGGAUUAAGAGCUGGGAAACUUGGGAAAUCAGGAUUUGGCAGUUUGGGUGGAGCAGGAGGCCUAGGAAUUGGAGGUACAGGUGGGGCUUUAGAAGGAGGUCCUGGAGGUGUAGUUGGAGGGCUAGGAGGCAUAGGAGGAGGAGUUGGUGGCCCAGGUCGAAUCUACCCAGGUGGUGCUGGACUGGGAGCUGGAGUUGGGAAGCCUGGUAAAUCAGGAUAUGGCACUGGUGCCUUGUGGGGUCAAGGUUACCAACCAGGCAGUGGAGUGCCAGGAUACACUGGUGGUGGUGCAGGCGGCUACCAACAACCACUCCCAGGCUAUGGACAAGGAGGAGCUGGACAAGGAGGAGCUGGAAGUGCACCACUUACACCUCAACAAUCUAAAGCAGCUAAAUAUGCAGCUCUCCAAGGUGCUCUAGGGGUUGGAGGCUACAGAGGAGGAGCUGGAUGUCAAGGCAAAUACUGUGGGAGGAGGAGGAAAUGAGAGGCCUGCAGCGAGAAGUGACCUCAUGAACAAGUGGUGCUACUGCAUAAUCUUGAUUGUACUUUUUCAUUUCUGCUGGGAGAAAAGUAAAAGUAUUCCUGCUCAAAGUGCACCUCAUAACACGAUUCAGACAUGUUCGAUUCGUUUUUUUGGUUUUUUUACAUAGCAUCGAUUCAAGGAUGUAUACAGUGUGCAAUCACUCAUGCACUUAUGGCACAAUUUAACACACACACACACACACCAAGGGUUCACUGUGUUCACCAUGUCACUAAUUAAUGUUAAUUAAUUAAUGUUAAUUCACUGUAACAUCACCAUAAAUUAGCUAUAAUUUGUCUUACCAAUCAACAUAAAACACCAGGAUUGUGUUUAUUUCUGAUCCAUGUCUACACCUCAGGCAAUCUCAGUCUGUCAGCCUUCACUUUCACUUCCAUAACUGCAUAUUUAAACAUGCUGUAUGAAAAAAUGUUGCUGCUAUGUACUGUAAUAGACAAACGUGAUAGUAAUAUCAAGUUGUCAUUAAGCUAAGUGGUUCAGUCCACCUCAUCACAUACUACAUGCUUUUCUCUUUUGAUG